AUGGGCGAAAAGUGCUCGGAAUUUGAACUCAUGGAGGGGAGAAAACCUUCUGUUGCAGAAGCAUCCAAGUUGCUCGCUGAUUACCUGUCCCUUCAUCCUGACAGCGAUGAUAGUUUCUCACUUGGAAUACUGAUCGCUGGGUGGGAUGACGAAUCGGGACCUGCCCUGUAUAAAGUGAACAGUCAGGGAAAACUGCUUAAAGACUCGGUGGUUGCAACUGGAUGUGGUUCACCUACCUGUGGUUAUUUUGAUUAUCCCAUGUUCGAUGUCAAGGGCGCAUCUGGGAAUAAAGCUUUGGAUUUGGCCAAAAGAGCACUUUGUAUUGCUUUGUAUGACGUGCAUGAAAGUUUGCAUCACCGUCUUCCAUGUUGGACGAAAUGGGACUCAAGUGGCUGGUCACGAAUGAUGAUGUAG
Molecule: messenger RNA, 414 nt
Organism: Oldenlandia corymbosa var. corymbosa
Lineage: Eukaryota; Viridiplantae; Streptophyta; Magnoliopsida; Gentianales; Rubiaceae
Source: the annotation of a GenBank genome assembly